Messenger RNA from Aspergillus ochraceoroseus IBT 24754, 1602 nucleotides. RefSeq names its product WW domain binding protein 11. Lineage: Eukaryota; Fungi; Ascomycota; Eurotiomycetes; Eurotiales; Aspergillaceae. The record is from RefSeq and is a predicted model, not a curated record. The transcript has 2 exons. Gene Ontology annotation, biological process: RNA processing. Bases 260 to 1147 code for a protein of 295 amino acids.
AAGCCUGUCUAGUCCGCUGCAGGACUCUUUGGCUUCUCCGCUACCCCUCCAAAGUCACUUCUCGUCGAAUAAUCAAUUAGUGUCCCAUUCCGGUACCCGAACCGCUUGAAAUCCCCUCCUAGCCAAAACCUUGUUAUAUUUCUUUUAAGGGCCACCUCGUUACUUCUAGACCAAUUGAAAAUCACAGCUCCGGGAGAGAGAGAGAGAGAGAAGAAAAAAAAAAGAAAAGAAAAGAAAAGACGGGGUGUCUUAAGCCACAAUGCCGCGAGACAAGGAACGUUCCGUUAACCCUGCCAUGGCGCAGCGGAAAUUGGAGAAGCAGAAGAGUCUCAAAAAAGGCAAGGCUGAGGCGCUCGUCCGCCGAAAUGAAAAAUUGGCCCGUCGCAAUCCAGAGCGCAUCCAGCGGCAGAUCAACGACCUGAAAGAAAUGGAGCAGUCUGGACAGAGCUUGCGGCCACGUGAGAAAGAGAUUUUGGAAGCUCUGGAACGGGAUCUGCGGGCCGUGCUGAAAGCCCGCGAAGCUCUAGGUGAUAAGGCGCCCAAAUUUGAAGGCGCGCAGCACAGGCGGGGACCUGAUGGCCACCCCCGCGAACGAAGGGAUGGAGGCGUACUGGGGAAACGGAGGAGAGAUGGCUACGAACACUCUGGAGAGCAAGAAAAUGACAGCAGCGAAACGGACGAGGAGGUAAGAAGGAUACCCAUGCCACGGGAUACACCUCCGCCUAUCCCACGCGAAUACCAGAGGAGAAGAGAAGCAAAUGCAAACAGCGAGAAUCGCCAUGGUGGCCGGGGUCCGCACUCCCUGCCCGCACGACCUACAGCGGCGGUAGAAUCAAGGACGGUAUACGAGGCAAAACCCGAAAUUCGAGAUCUCCGACAAGAGGCCAUUAAUAAAUUUGUCCCAGCAGCUGUACGAAUGAAGCAGGAGUCUAUAAGAGGCCAAGGGAAGCUAUUAGAGCCAGAGGAGAUGGAUAAACUCGAGCAGGCAGGGUAUCAUGCUGGUCCUGCGGAAAAGGAAAGUGGGACAACGACAGUAUCCGACGCGGCCACUGAAGACAACCAGGCAAGGCUACUAGAGGAAGAGCGGCGGUUUAACCAAGAGCUCAGGUCCGUCCAGAUCGAAGAAGUCGAGGACGAGGAAGCAUGAUGCCCCCUGGGGACCCGAAGAACAAAAAUGAUGAUCUAAAUAAUGACUACGACUGGGAUCCCCCGUGCUUGGGGCUAACAUGGACAAGAAAGAAGCCCCUAUUUUAUCUGGUCUUAAUAUAUAUAUAUAUACAUUUAUGUAAUACCACCGGCUGAAACCCAAAUCAAAUGUAUUACCAUCCAGCUCCGACAGUCGAACCGAUCGGAUCAUUUGGUGCCUUUCGAGCAACAAGCUUGAGAAUUCGCCACAUAGACCUUGUUUACUAGUAAUAGUAGUAGUAGUAGUAGUAGUAGUAGUAGUAGUCCACGCAUUUCGAUCGCCUUGCAAACUCACUCACUUGCCUUGAGAGGUAUCCAGAUCGAUAGGUAGACUUGGUUUUUUCCAAGGCAGUGCCAGUGCCUAGCUGGUAGGUACCUAGGUAGUUAGCUAGUUAUAUCCCCCUUCCUUUUUCAAGC